Punica granatum (pomegranate) is the source of this 2167-nucleotide messenger RNA. The record is from RefSeq and is a predicted model, not a curated record. NCBI's taxonomy places the organism in Eukaryota, Viridiplantae, Streptophyta, Magnoliopsida, Myrtales, Lythraceae.
AUAUAUAUAUAUAUAUAGAGAGAGAGAGAGAGAGAGAGAGAGAGAGAGAGAGGUUACAGAACCAAUAAAGAUUGUCCGAAAUUUUCAUCCGUGGACUUUCGUUUCCCCUGAAAGUUCAAGAUAAACAAGCAAGCAAACAGGCAGGAGCUCCAACAGGGAACAACACACAGAUCAGAGGAGGUUUUGCCGAGGAAGCGAAGCCUUGAGCUGCCAGGGGAAGCAAGAAGGAGCUCAUCUCCCUUCUCUUUGGGCUGAGCAAGAAAUGGCGGACAAGCAAGAAACCAGGAAGCCCCCAAGACCCACCAUAACUCUCCCACCCAGACCUUCCAUGGACAACUUCGCUGGGCUCACCGCCAACAGCCCCGGCCCCAUGACCCUCGUCUCCAGCUUCUUCUCCGACAACUACCCCGAGUCCUCCCCGGAUUUCAGGUCUUUCUCCCAGCUUCUUGCUGGAGCAAUGAACUCGCCUCUUGCGGUUAUGGCCUCUGUCCAAACUCCCCUUUUCGUGGAUAAUUCUUCAGCGGAUGCCAAAUCUGGAGAUGGGGCUGAUAAGAAUUCAGGGUACAAGCAGAAUAGACCUGUGAGCUUGGCAGUUGUGAGGUCACCUCUAUUUACUGUUCCUCCUGGUUUGAGCCCGUCUGGUCUGCUCUCACCUGGAUUCUUCUCCUGUCAGAGCCCCUUUGGAAUGUCUCACCAGCAGGCCUUAGCACAGGUCACAGCUCAAGCUGCCCUAACCCAGUCCCACAUCGGCGUGCACCCAAAUUCUCAGCCACAAACUAAUUUUGCUCCAGAGCCGUUAUUCACUCACGAACCGCCCUCCAUUCCCAGUGAAGCUCCUCAGCAUAUACAAGCACCACCACCAUCAUCGGUCCCUGCUAGUACCAUUCCCGAAUCAUCUGAUAUCACCAGUUCUUCGAUAAGGAAUGAACCACUUCCUGUUUCUGUGGAUAAACCGGCCGAAGAUGGGUAUAAUUGGAGGAAAUAUGGCCAGAAGCAGGUGAAGGGCUGCGAGUAUCCUAGAAGCUACUAUAAAUGCACGCAUCCGCAUUGCCCGGUAAAGAAGAAGGUCGAGCGCUCUCUCGAUGGUCGAAUCACAGAGAUAGUGUACAAAGGUCAGCACAACCACGAGAUUCCACAGCCCAAUCGGCGGUCGAAGGAAGCUAACAGCGUAAGUGGAAGCACGCUUUCCCAUGCUAAGCCUGAAGUUGCUUCACAGAGGCAGAUGGGUAACUUGAAUCAAAUCGAAUCUGCAAACACAUUACCCAGAAGAGAUCAGGAGCUUACUCAGGCAACGACAAUGCAGACAAGUGUGUCGAGCGGCAAUGAAGAAGCUGAUGAUACUGACACAAUAACGAUAGGCGAUGAUGAUGAACCACAUCCAAAGAGGAGGAAUGUGGAAGCCACGCAACCGGAGGCAGCUUCUUCAGCAGCACACAGGACAGUAACAGAACCAAAGAUAGUUGUACAGACCAGAAGUGAAGUCGAUCUUCUGGAUGAUGGCUACAGAUGGCGCAAGUAUGGGCAGAAAGUGGUGAAAGGGAAUCCUCACCCCAGGAGCUACUAUAAGUGCACUUUUGCGGGAUGUAACGUCCGAAAGCACGUGGAGAGGGCUGCAGCUGAUCCCAAGGCCGUAAUAACGACAUACGAGGGGAAACACAACCACGGUGUUCCAGGUGCUAGAGGCAACAGUCACGCCACCGCAAAUACAAAUCAAGUGUCCCAACCAAACCCACGGAAGCCAGUGGCACAAAGUCACGCGUUGCGCGGCGGAACAGGCUUUGGGAACAACCAGAGGCCUGCACUUCUGCGGCUGAAAGAAGAGGAAGUUGCCUCCUGAUGGCCAGAAACAGCCUGUCCGAUUCUUUAAAUUGCCAAUUACGAUGCAUAUAACACGCAGCAUGUUGAACAAUCAAGCAGUCGCAGGCCAGAGAAGCCUGCCUUCUGCAAGAUGCUGUUCGCUACAGAGUGAAAAGAAAUGAAGACACGAGAAGCUGUUGAUCAUAUGUUGUGGGAUGUUAUAGUACUGAACAAAUUUUCAAUGUUUUGAUGCUUGUAACAUACAAAGUUGUAUAAUUUCAAGGUGCUGCUGCGCCUGUCUUCGCUGUACAAACUCUAUGCCAUAUGCUUCUGUUCGUUAAUGAAUGAGCUCUCAGCUCUUUGCUUUAAA